This is a messenger RNA of Chaetomium fimeti, 2851 nucleotides long. RefSeq lists its product as uncharacterized. Gene Ontology annotation, cellular component: nucleus. NCBI's taxonomy places the organism in Eukaryota, Fungi, Ascomycota, Sordariomycetes, Sordariales, Chaetomiaceae. The record is from RefSeq and is a predicted model, not a curated record. Gene Ontology annotation, biological process: regulation of DNA-templated transcription; DNA-templated transcription. The transcript has 3 exons. Gene Ontology annotation, molecular function: transcription cis-regulatory region binding; zinc ion binding; DNA-binding transcription factor activity, RNA polymerase II-specific. Bases 208 to 2457 code for a protein of 749 amino acids.
GCCCUUCCGGAAAUCGGCUUUUUCACCUCCAAUUCUCUCGCAUCGCAACCGCGAGACCGGACCUGCCACCGACCGAACUGCCGCGGCCCAACAAGCCCAACCUGACACCGUCCCGUGCCAUCUCGGAAACCGGGAACCCACUCACUCGGGCGCGUGCGCGCACACCGUUUGUUUCUCUCCCCACCCACGGGGGGCGCCGGUUCGGCCAUGGAGAGCCCCGAGUUUGCCGCUGGCAUGCGGGGCCAAGGUCUCAAUGGCAGCGGUCCUUCUAAGCGCAAACGGAGCACCAUCGAUAGCAGCCCGGCCAGUCUGCUCGACCUCGACCAUGACCACGAUCAUGACCACGACCUCGACCACGACGAGAGGGCCGACGCCUCGCCAGACACCAAGAGCCGCCGCCUUCCCGGUGUGAAGCGUGCGUGCAAUGAGUGUCGCCAGCAAAAGCUUCGCUGCGAUGUCGUCCAGGAUCCGUUUCAGAGCUGCUCGCGGUGCAACCGGCUCAAGCUCGAGUGCAAGAUCGAGUCCAAUUUUAAGCGCAUCGGCAAGCGUUCCAAGCAUGCCGAGAUGGAGAAGGAAAUCGAGAGGCUGCGCCGUGCUGUCGAGUCGGCCAGGAACCAAGGUUUCGCCCUCGACGAGGAUGACGAGGUCCUCCAUUCCGGGGUUCAUUCCGCCAUGCAGUCACAGCUCCAGUCACCCGUUGUCGCGAGCCAGUACACGCACACCCGCAACCCCUCAUUAAUGGGAUCGGAUGAAGCCGUCUCAUCUCUGCUUCAUCUGAAGCGCGGCGGAUCCUACGCACUUCCUCGCAUCGCCCGCGAGCUGGGCAACUUCAGGCUCACCGAGGACGAGGAGAGCCAGCUGUUCAGUCAAUUCUUCAACUACUACCACCCAUUCCUCCCGUUUCUCAACCCCGCCCAGACACCAGACCAGUACUAUCAACAACAUCCUCUAUUAUACUGGGCCAUCAUCGCCGUCGCGAGCAGGCGCUACGGGUCCGACCCUAACCUUCUCACCAAGCUCUCGACCCCGCUGACAAAGCUGCUCUGGAACACGGUUGGAGAUGUCCCGCAGAGCUAUUUCGUCGUCAAAGCCCUCUGUCUACUUUGUACCUGGCCCCUCCCCACGAGCACAACGUCGGCCGACCCCACGCAUAUUCUCUGUGGCGUCAUGAUGAAAACGGCUACCGGCAUUGGCUUGCACCGGCCAAGCCACAUCAACGACUUCUCGCGAGUCGCGGUGGAACUGAACAAGGAGGGGCUGCACGACCGUAUCAAGACGUGGGCGGUAUGCAAUACCGUCGCCCAGACUAUCGGGACAGGAUAUGGCCAGCCAGCGUCGAGCCUCUACGACUGGACACUCGCCAUUCGACCGGGCGUCGAGGGGCCGUACUCGCUCGGGCCAGAGCUGGAGGCGAGGUUGCUGAUCGAGCGGUUCUGCGACAAGGUCUCCAAAGAAAUGUACAGCAACGCCAGCGAUCCCCGAGGCGUUGCCGGUGACGAACACCGUGCCAUGCUGAUGAGGGUGUACCGGCGCGAGUUCAACGAGCUGCAGGCUUCUAUCCUCGCACAAAACCUGUCGCCGAUCGUCUACCUCCACCUCAAGGCAGCCUGCCUUCAUCUGCGGCUUGCCGGCUUCUUUGACUCGAGCCGUACCCCGGGGUACCUUGACGAUCUGAUGGCGUUGUGGCGUGCCAUCACCGGAUUUCUCGACUACAUUCUAGACGGCCCAGGGCCUGAUGCCUGCCACGAGUCAUAUCGUUACCAGCUACUCGACCAGUAUCUUCUAAAAUAUGCCACAAACUACGUACAGCAGAUGCUGGUCGCCGCCGGGUUUGCUCUGCUCAAACUCAUGCGGUCUUUCUUCGUCAAGCAAGUCGAUUUUGAGCGAGGCCGGACGCUCUUCCACAGGACGAUCCAGGCCAUCAGGGCUGCCAGCGUGGUGCAGAACGACCUCAACUGGAGGCUCGCAGAGCUGAUGGUCCAGAUCUGGAACGGGGCCCGGAUCGAAGGAAGCUCGCCCUCGUUCCAAGGUGACGAUCCGGAGAUUGACGACAGUCUCCAGCUCAAGGUCAGGUGCAGGCACAGCAUGAGUCUCGUGUUCGACUCGAUCUGGCAUUGGAGGGAGGAGUACCAAGCCAGAGGUCGAGGAACGCUCGAUGCUCUCAAGCAACCCACGAAUCCCGAUUCGGCUAAUGAGUCUUCAGCCUCCUCCACCCAUCUGGACAGCACCCUCGCCCCGCCAUCCCACAGCCUCCCGGCCAACCUCGGUUUGGCGGCAUCCAACGGGGCUCUGACGCCUAGUGGGGGCUCGGCGAUGGGAGGAGGCACGCAAGGCUCGCUCUUGGGACUGAACACCUUCGACAGCAACUACGAUCUAUGGGAUCCUCAGCACUGGAUGCUGGACGGCCUGAUCGACUUCAACUACAACAACUUUGGUGUCCCGAUCGAGAGCGCCUAGGGUGUGGUGCGUCCGAUGCUAACCCGGACCGACCAGUACCAAUCCUCGUUUCGGGCGCCGUGUUUCUCCACUAAACACGGGCCGGCAUCACUUUUUCGGUAGUAUGUUUACAUUUUCUGAUGAAAUACCCCUUUUCUUUUCCAGCGCAUCUUUUUGUCACGGGGUUUACGGGGUUUACGGUUCUGGGUUGCGGCGCGGUCUGGUCUGGUCUGGUCUGGUCUAGGCUGGACAACGGAAAAUCGCACACACACACACUCACACAACGAGAGAGAGGCAAACCGAGUCUGGCUCUUCCGGCAUGCGUGGUGGGCGAAUUGCCUCCCUCGCCAUGCAUGUCUUAACUAUAUAAGCCGUGUGACAGUUUCAAAUAGCAAGCAUUCCAUCAAUCGGAACA